Messenger RNA from Cladocopium goreaui, 1593 nucleotides. The record is from the annotation of a GenBank genome assembly. NCBI's taxonomy places the organism in Eukaryota, Dinophyceae, Suessiales, Symbiodiniaceae.
AUGGAGAUUGAAACUCUCUGCAAGUCCUCGACAUUUUGCGCGCGUGCCCCUUGGAGACAUCCGUGUCAUCAUGGUGGGAGAAAGUUCCGGGCCGAUGGAAUGGGAUGUGGCUCUGUUUUGAGGCCAUUGCGAAUUUGCGCUUUCACUGCUUUGAUCUUGUCAAGGCGUUCCCAGGCUCGAAGAUGUCUUCCUGCAAUAGAAACCUUCGAAGAAGAGGAUCAAGAAGGGAUUGAUGAUACAGACGAAGGUGAUGAAGAGGGGAGGCGAAGCUUCGAAAACUGUGUUGGUUCUUACGCCUGGCUUUGGGAGACUCAGGACUUCGAUUGGACAUCUUUGGCAGGAAGAAGUGAGAGACAGUCCAAGACGACUGUGGCAUUGAUUAUAGGCUACCUCGGCCACAAAUUCGUGGGGCUGCAGCAGCCGUGUCAGCAAGGCCUAGGCCGCACGGACUUUGUUCGAGCAGUUGAGACGGAGCUGGAGCUUGCGCUCUUCAAGGCAGGUGCGAUGAUCCCUGAGAACUUUGGCAACCUUUGCAGGCUACGAUGGAGUCGAGUGGGUCGCACGGAUGCUGGAGUGAGCGCUUCUUGCAACGUUGUUUCCGGCCGCCUCAUUGUUGGAAAGGACCCUGAGUCCCUGGAAGAGUUGGUGCAGCGGAUCCGAUCGUUCCUACCUGCAGAUUUGGCAAUUCAUGGCGCGGCGUUUGUCUCUAAGCGCUUCAGCGCUCGUCGAGAAGGGUGUCGCAGGGCCUACGAAUUCUUGGUGCCCAGCUUUUGCGUAGCACCCACCCGGGCCAAGACUCGGACGUGGUUGGCUGCACGGAGGCCAGAUGUGAUGCCUACAGACUUUACCGUAGAGGACUUGAAGCUUCUGGAAGAAGAGUUGAAACUUCGAGAGGUACGGCUCUCGGCGGAGCAGUUGAAACGCUUUCGAAGGGCGUUGGCCGCCUUCGAAGGGACGCAUUUUUUCGGAAACUUUGCGAAUAAGAAGCUGGACCCACGGGGACCUCAGGGAUACCGACAUGUGCGGAGGUUCCACUGCGGUGAUCCAUGGGUCGACGAAGAUGGACGUGAGUGGCUGACCUUGGAGAUUUGCGCUGAUAGCUUUCUAACCCAUCAGAUUCGGAAGAUGGUUGCGACUGCGGCCUUGGUGGCGCAGGGGGCCUUGUCUAUGGAAUUCAUCGAUGCUGCGAUGCACAGGCGCUUAGAUGUCAAGACGCAGCGCUUUCCUCCCAAUGGGCUCAUUUUUGUGAGGCCAUCCUUCAAAGCCAAAACGAUCACCGGAAAGCCAUCCACAGUGGAGGCGGCACUGGAGUCUGAGGAGGUGCUUACAAGAACAGCAGAGAUGCAGGAGUCACUGAAGAAGGCGAUCAUCAAGGAAGCAGAGGAGGGACUUAGCGCAGUGUACUGGCUUGCUUGUGUUACCCACUACGAGCCUGAAGACAUGGAAAGUGAGGUACUGGCGGAGUACCGAAAGUUUAUGCCCAGAAAUGAGCAGUACAUCAAGGCUAGACAAGCUGCAAGCACUCAGGUUACUUGCAUCAUUGCCAGCCAGGGUGCGCAACUAUGGCUUGGGCGAAACCCGCGGCCCAGAUGA